Galeopterus variegatus (Sunda flying lemur) is the source of this 1885-nucleotide messenger RNA. RefSeq names its product zinc finger protein 839 (gene ZNF839). The transcript has 7 exons. The annotation marks the transcript as partial. Lineage: Eukaryota; Metazoa; Chordata; Mammalia; Dermoptera; Cynocephalidae. The record is from RefSeq and is a predicted model, not a curated record.
AGGUUCGAGCAGGACCAAAAUCAUCCUAGUGGGAGACCCAAGACCCCCACCGUUGUCUGCACUGCUGCCAAACAGAAUGGUCAGUCUAUAGAAGUUGAAGAGGCGUUGGUGUCUGAACCAGAAAACGGAAGUUACUCAGCUCUUUUGGGAUCAGAGGGACACCUAAGACCUAGAAGCGGAUACUCUGAGACCCCUGCGGAGUCCAGCACAACUGUCCCUCGGCAGAGCAGAGCAGCUGCCACACAAGCGCAUGGAGGCCCUGCCACUGUGGGAGCGCAGGGUGCGAGCAAGGGCAGAGCCGGGCUCAGGGAGUUUCUCCAGCAGUGUGACCAGGAGGAUCUAGUGGAAUCUGCUCUACCUCAGCUGGCUCAGAUUGUGACCGUGUAUGAAUUUCUUCUGAUGAAGGUUGAAAAAGGUCAUCUAGCAAAGCCUGUUUUCCCAGCCGUAUACAAGGAAUUUGAAGAGUUACAUAAAAUGGUUAAGAAAAUGUGUCAAGAUUACCUCAGUAGUUCUGGUCCAUAUGCUCAGGAGCCCCUGGAAAUAAACAAUAAUAAGGUUGCCGAGUCGUUAGGAAUCACAGAAGAAAUCCUGAGGAAAAGAGAAGUACACCCAGACUGCGUUCCCCGCAAGUGCCCCGGCCGAGAGGUGGAGGGGGAGCCACUGGCAGCAGCCAGUGGACGGAAGAGGGACAGUGAGGCCACAGAAGAGGGACUGGCCUCAGUGAAAAGGACCAGAAGGGAAACUCUGCCUGAGGACCCCACUGAGUACCCUGCUGCUGACAGCAGAGGCCGGGAGAAGCCCCAGCCCUUGUGCGCUUCAGCUGCCAGCACAGGUUUUGCCCCUCCAGUAAAUGGGGCCACCUCUCCCCAUUCUGAAGCCAGCCACACGAUGAUGGUUUCUGAUAGUGAUAGAAGCAUACUCCAUCUGGGCCAGCAGCUUAAGGUGUUUGCUGACUUAGAAGCCAGGAGUGGCUCUGUGGGCCCUGCUCCUCUGUGUCAGGGUGUCAGAGGGCCGGGUCUUUAUACUCCAUUAGGAGAGCCCAGGAGGCUGACCCAGGCACAGGUGGCAGUUUACCCUGGAGAGAAUGCUCUGGAACACUCUUCAGACCAGGAUGCCGGGGACAGCCUGAGGAGCCUGGGUGUCUGCAGCACCUUGUCAUCAGGUGGAGUGGAGUCCCUGCUGCCUGGCAGGUCUGGAAAUGUAGAGGCAGGAAACCUCUGCGAGAUGUGUGAUUCCUGUGUGAACCAUCAGCAGUCCAGCCCCUGCAGCCUCCUGCCCACGGAGGUUGCGGCCCCUCCGCUUGACAAAAUUUUGUCCAUGGAUAUCAUGCCAGUAGACUGUGCCUACAGGACUGUGUCUGAGCCAGGGCCUCAGCCUGGCCCGGAGGGAUCGCUGUCCAAUGAAGGGGGUCUCAGAAGCCAUGCCGGGGACUUGAACCAGUUCCCCUGUGGGAUGGAGGUGCACACCAGCCAGAGAGAAUUGGAGAGUGUGGUUGCUGUAGGUGAAGCCAUGGCUUUUGAAAUUACCACUGGGUGCCAUGAUCUGUUGUCUCAGGGACAGAAGCAGAUUUUUAUUCAGACUUCUGAUGGGCUUAUCUUGUCCCAUCCAGGUCCCAUAGUGUCUCAAGAGGAGGACAUUGUCAUAGUGACCAAUGCAGAGGGGCCUGCCCUGCAGAUGGGCCCAGCAGAAGGGGUUCCUCUCGAAACUGUGGAGACGUUCCUCACCAUGGAGGCGGAGCCCUCACAGUGAAAAGGAGUCAGACCAUGACCCUAGAUUUGUAUGUACUUUAUCCAAAGAAGGUCUGUUUCAAGCAAUGUCUAUUUUUCUAAUGUGAAUACUGACACAAAUGAACAUUUUAUUUAUAAAGAAUAAUGUCUUUCUGCCA